This is a messenger RNA of Brassicogethes aeneus, 1312 nucleotides long. Lineage: Eukaryota; Metazoa; Arthropoda; Insecta; Coleoptera; Nitidulidae. The record is from the annotation of a GenBank genome assembly.
GACAUCAAUAAUAAUAGAAUUGUGUUCAACAAGUUAAUUUUAUAUUCAGUUAAAAUUGUUUAUAAAAACAUGUUUUAAAUUAAAUUAGUGAGUAGAAUUUACAGAUUUAAAAUGUGUACCGAAGAAAUAUCGGAAUAUCGCGAUGAAAACAACAAUGUUGAGAAAAGUAUUGAUCUAAAUACUUUUGAUAGUGAGCUUGGUUACUAUCAACAAGUAAUUCGACCGCUACUCGCUCCAGGACACGAUUGCGAACUAAUUUUUUGGCUUAAAACAACUGGAAUGAUACCAAAUGUACAGGUUUGCAAAAACUCUAAGAACAAUGAAAAUUGCAACAAAACCAUGGCUUGGUUUCCUUCGAGGAACCAGGAUUUCUACCAGUGGAAAUGCAAUAACUGUUUGGUUAAGAAAUCUAUUCGAGAUGGAUCUAUGUUUUGCGAUGUUAAGUGUAAUUUUAAGAAUGCACUGAGGAUUUUGUUGGGAUGGAGCAAAUGCAAUGAUUUUGAGAAUAUUGCUGCUAUGUUGGGCAUUAAAAAUUGCGUUGUAAGUGGUCUAUAUAAUACAUCAGCCCAACUAGCUGAAGAGUACAUACAAAAAAACAUCACUGAAUUUCAAAUUGGAGGUCCAGGAUCCAUUAUUCUUUUUGAUAUUUAUCCAACGGGAUUUGGACCUACAAGUAGGUCUUUUAGGCCUAUUUUAUGUUUAGCAGAAGUAAAGACUAUGCCUCAGAAAUACUGGUAUCAAUCUCUUGAAAGAAACCGCCCCACCCAAAACAAGGAAAAAAUUCUAAAAGUAAUCCAACAAAUUGUUAAACCAGGUUCAGUCCUGGUGGUACCCAGUGAAUCCCAAUUAUGUUCAUAUGCAGAUUUCUUACCAUUAAAAAAUUUAUACCCCACCAUUGUCACUGUGGGUUGUUUAAAGAGGCACAAUACACCCCAAACCACUUGCGAGGAAAACCUGGAAAUAAUCUGGAAACAAGCUUCAAAUGUUUGUGCACAAGCCCAACUUUAUAACAAUAAUAAUGUACAGCAAUACUUGACAAGCCAAAUGUGGCACCAAAGGUUUGGCAAUGAGGCUUUUGAAAGGUUAUUACACCAGUUUAGUAUCUACUAGAUACCAGAGAGAGUUAAUUUUACUAAUACAUUGUAAAAUUAAUUUACAAUUUGAGCAAUUAUGAAAUGUAUGGAAGUUCUGGCUUUUUUCCUAAUUUAAAUUUUUAUAAUAAAGAUUAAGUUUAAUUGUUCUCUUAAUGACAUUUUACAUAUAGUUAAUUAAAAUUUAUUACAAUUUAAAAAAAUGUUUUGUUAAAAACAAA